AUGGCCAGAUGUCGGGCGUCAUCGAGGUACACUACACCAGAAGCGCUGGCUUUGCACGACAUCGUAGCUCCCGACCGCUGGUGCGUCACACGGUCAGACCUGAUCUAUUUGCGGCAUGAGGUUUGGCGCGCCAUCCAGGGUGGGGAGAUUCGUCCUUCUGAUGAGAGUGAUCCGUUUGAGCCGUCCGACGAUCAGUAUGGGCCAAACAUCCACACGGUGAACAGGCAGUACAUCAUGCCAGUGACCGAUGAAGCCGGCAAGGUCAGCUGGGCAUUAAUGCGGCAUCCGGAUGGCUUGCACUGCGACCUGUUCAUCAGCCAUGCUUGGCAGGAGGGUGUUUUCGAGUUCCUGUCCAAGGUCUUGCAUUCCUGGCCUUCGGGUUCGCGGCACGUCUGGUGCUGCAUGCUGGCCAACCCGCAGAACUUGGACAUAGGAUCCUAUUUGCAAUCUCCCGGCACGUCGCCCUUCGCACGAGCACUCCAGGCCUCUACGUGCGUCCUCGUGGUGCCCAACCGCCACCGUAGCAUCUACACCAGGCUCUGGUGUGGCUACGAAGCCUACCGUGCCCAGGAGGAGGGAAAGACCAUCUUUAUUGCUAGAGCCUCGAACAGCAAGCAGAUGCGCCAUGCCAUUAUCUGGGCGAACCUCUCAGGACUCCUUGGGAUGAUAUGUGGCUUUUGUUCGCGACACAUCAAGAUCCAGCCGACUCCCUUGUACGUCGGGGUGGCAGCUGCAUGUAUCAGCGCCAACAUUAACCACAACAGGUGUCGCAGGCUCUUGAACAGGAUCGGCGCUAUGGCAGUAGGUAUCAUUAUCAUGCAUUGGCGAACAGUAGAAUUCGAUCCUGAUGAUGACGGCAUUGAGGAGGUGCCUGCUUUCGCGGCCUUUGUGGAGCAGCGGUUGCUUCUACUCGCCGGUUUGACUUUCUUCGUGCUGUUGGAGGUGGACCGCAUCAACGGUGAAGCCAAAAUGCAAGAAGCCAAGCAUCUGAGCUGUGGAUUUUCGGGCAGCAUAGUGCAGGCAACAUGUUCUAAGCAAGUUGACGCAGAGCGGAUAUUUGGAGAGAUUGGAGAGAAAACCGUUGAUGUCGACUAUGCUAUCCAUGUUCUUCUAGAUGCCGGGAUGUCAUCGCCAACUCUUCGAGAUAUUUCACAUCGAGGAAUUGAUGUUCGGGGUGCUGGAAAUGCCGAGAUCGCUUUUCCUUUCGUUGCGCUCGUGCCGCUGGUGUGGGAAACCUUAUGGUCUAUUUAUUGUGACAUCGUCUACCUUAACAACGAAAUCAACCUGGAAUCCAUCCCCCUCUGGUUCUGGGAAAGCAUCACCGUUCUGGCUCGUCUUGGCCUGCUCUUUGUUUUGUGGAAGAAGCCUCGCGAUGAAAGAUGUUUCAUCUUGAAAAUGAUGUCGAAGAUCGUGGCAGUUUACUUAGUUAUCAGCUCUCCUCUUCUUGCCGUAUGGGAGUCUCAAGCUAACAAAGUUACGCCAGAUCGACGGUGGUUUGCAUUGCCCCUGACGGUGUACACGAGCAUGCUCGGACUUGCUUGCGCCCGGGCUUAG
This is a messenger RNA of Symbiodinium sp. CCMP2592, 1554 nucleotides long. Lineage: Eukaryota; Dinophyceae; Suessiales; Symbiodiniaceae. The record is from the annotation of a GenBank genome assembly.